Vigna angularis (adzuki bean) is the source of this 1944-nucleotide messenger RNA. RefSeq names its product aspartic proteinase. Gene Ontology annotation, molecular function: aspartic-type endopeptidase activity. The record is from RefSeq and is a predicted model, not a curated record. Lineage: Eukaryota; Viridiplantae; Streptophyta; Magnoliopsida; Fabales; Fabaceae. The coding region runs from base 170 to 1696 and encodes 508 amino acids. The transcript has 14 exons. Gene Ontology annotation, biological process: proteolysis; lipid metabolic process.
UCUUCAUCUUGUUUUUGUUUUGGUUUUCAAUCUUUAAUCUUUGAACGUGAUGAUGAGUUUAAUCCAGUUGACUUCUGUCCUCUACUAACUAUCCACCCCAAAUUACCUAUUUAUUCUCCUUUAGUUUAGAUUUUGUGGAAUCUGUUCGAAUAAUUGAUUUACCUUGAGCAUGGGGCAAAAGCAUUUAGUGGUGGCCUUCUGUUUAUGGGCUUUAACAUGUUCCUCUCUUCCAUCUUUCUCCUACGGAAUUCUGAAAAUUGGUUUGAGGAAGAGACCUCUAGAUCUUAAUAGUAUUCAUGCUGCUAGAAAGGCAAGAGAAGGUUUAAGAUAUGGAAGGCCAAUUAUGGGUGAACAUGAUCAGUUUAUCGGUAAGGCAAAGGGUGAAGAUAGUGUUCCUUUGAAAAAUUAUUUGGAUGCUCAGUAUUUUGGUGAGAUUGGAAUUGGCACACCCCCUCAGACCUUCACUGUUGUGUUUGAUACUGGUAGUUCCAACCUUUGGGUUCCAUCAUCAAAAUGCUACUUUUCUCUUGCUUGUUAUACCCAUAAUUGGUAUAAGCCAAAGAAAUCCAGAACAUAUGUCAAAAAUGGAACAUCAUGUAAAAUAAACUAUGGAUCUGGGUCAAUAUCUGGUUACUUCAGUCAAGAUAGUGUUAAAGUUGGCAACGCUGUUGUCAAGCAGCUGGAUUUCAUUGAAGCUACCCGAGAAGGAAGUCUUUCCUUUCUGUCAGCAAAGUUCGAUGGAAUACUGGGACUUGGAUUUCAGGAGAUCUCAGUUGCAAAUUCUGUUCCAUUAUGGUACAAAAUGGUGGACCAAAAUCUUAUCAGUGAGAAGGUGUUUUCCUUUUGGUUGAAUGGGGAUCCAAAUGCGAAAAAAGGCGGUGAAAUAGUUUUCGGUGGUGUUAACCCAAAGCACUUUAAAGGAGACCACACUUAUGUUCCAGUUACUGAAAAAGGUUACUGGCAGAUUGAAAUUGGAGAUUUUUUCAUUGGAGGUGCUUCUACAGGUGUUUGUGAGGGUGGCUGUGCUGCUAUUGUGGAUUCAGGAACAUCUUUGCUGGCUGGUCCAACUCCUGUUGUAGCUGAAAUCAACCAUGCUAUUGGAGCUGAAGGAGUUCUCAGUGUAGAAUGUAAGGAAGUCGUUUCUCAAUAUGGAGAGAUGAUAUGGGAUCUCUUGGUAUCAGGGGUGAAACCUGAUGACAUAUGUUCCCAAGUUGGUUUAUGUUCCGCCAAAAGGAUUCAAUCUAAGAGCCCUGGGAUUGAAAUGGUAACUGAAAAGGAACAGAGUGAGUUGACAGCAAGAGAUACUCCCUUAUGUUCAUCUUGUCAGAUGCUUGUUCUUUGGAUCCAGAAUCAACUAAAACAAAAACAAACAAAGGACAGAGUAUUCAACUAUGUGAAUCAACUGUGUGAGAGCUUGCCAAGUCCCUCUGGAGAGUCAGUGAUAAGCUGUAACAGUCUUUCCAAGAUGCCAAACAUUACAUUCACAAUUGGAGAUAAACCUUUUGUCCUUACACCAGAGCAGUAUAUUUUGAGAACUGGAGAAGGCAUUACAGAAGUAUGCCUUAGUGGGUUUAUGGCUUUUGAUGUUCCUCCUCCACGGGGUCCAUUGUGGAUUCUUGGGGAUGUUUUCAUGAGGGCAUAUCACACCAUCUUUGACUAUGGAAAUCUCCGAGUUGGGUUUGCUGAAGCUGUGUGAUCAGUAAUUAUGGUUCUGAAAGAUAUGUUUGCAAUCAUUUCAGUAGCUUUUCGUGUAAUGUAAAUAAGUUGUUGUAACAUCGCUAGCUGUUGAUGGAAUCACGGACGCAUUUUAUCGUUUUAAGACUUAGGAAUAAAUUUACAGUUGGAAGUAUUGGGUCGAAUUAUGUGCUCUCUGUUCCUUUCAAAUUAGGAAUACUUGUAAUGUGCCAUACUCAUGCCAAACUUAAUCACGCUUUCCUACAACCA